This is a messenger RNA of Dendronephthya gigantea, 4109 nucleotides long. RefSeq names its product tubulin polyglutamylase TTLL5-like. The transcript has 30 exons. NCBI's taxonomy places the organism in Eukaryota, Metazoa, Cnidaria, Anthozoa, Malacalcyonacea, Nephtheidae. Gene Ontology annotation, biological process: protein polyglutamylation; microtubule cytoskeleton organization. Gene Ontology annotation, molecular function: tubulin binding; tubulin-glutamic acid ligase activity. Gene Ontology annotation, cellular component: cilium. Bases 335 to 3886 code for a protein of 1183 amino acids. The record is from RefSeq and is a predicted model, not a curated record.
UUUUACGAUGAAACAACAAAAAUAUAUUUAUAUUUAAAGAUGUUCAAGGUACUAAUGGGGGCCGAUCGUUAUUUUUAUUUUACACGGUGAAAGCUGGAUUAUAUUUCUUUUAAUUUUUACUACGUUGCUGCUUCAGAAGGCCGUUGAAUGUGUGUUUAAUCAAAAGAGAUCGCAAUACUCACGGCUAGAAGUAGCGUAUUUUAUACAUGCAUCCAAUGUUGUUUUGGUUGUAAAAAUUGAUAAAUGAUGGCAUUGGAACUAACAAGUUGGUUCAUAAACAAGUUUUAACUCUUCGAGUAUUUGAUAUACGCAUUUAUCAUCAAACUCUUUGACGAUGGCAAGUUUAGAUGAGUGUGAAAACUUAGAUAGUAUCGUCUCGUCGUGGGAACGUCCUCAAGUGGGACAGCACGGUGAAAGACAGCAUGAAAAUAAGCAAGAUGAUGAAAGAUUGGAAAAGGUGAAAUCAAGCUCCUCAAUUAUCCGGCAUGGUGAGACAAAACGAAAGAAGUCUCUGGUGAAUUUCACUGUUCAAAAUAUUUUCUGGGGGCUACCCCUUGAGGAGAGAACCAUUGGAGCAAAAUUUCAUCUGAGUUACAAGUUUGUAAAGACAGAAUGCAAAAUUGUGAGAAAUAUUUUGCAUCAACAUUGCUUCCAGGAGGUGCAUCAAAAUAGUUCAGAUUUCAACCUAAUGUGGACAGGUUCACAUCUUAAGCCUCACACACUACAUGGACUACGGGAAUUCCAGAAAGUGAAUCACUUUCCCAGAUCAUAUGAAUUGACGCGGAAGGAUAGGCUGUAUCAAAACAUCCAAAAGAUGCAAAGCAGCAAGGGAUUCAGACACUUUGAUUUCAUUCCUGAAGCAUAUGUCAGCCCUGGGGAGUACAACCAGUUCUGUGCAUCUUUUGCAAAACAAAGAGGUCUGUGGAUUGUGAAGCCAGUUGCUUCCUCGCGAGGUCGUGGCAUAUUUCUCAUUAACCAUCCAAGUCAAAUUCCUCUGGAUGAUACUUUGUUGGUUUCAAAAUAUAUCUCAAAUCCGUUGCUUGUUGAUGGCUUCAAGUUUGACCUGCGUUUAUAUAUUGGUGUGACCUCGUUCGAUCCUUUAAGAAUCUACCUCUACGAAGAAGGCUUAACCAGGUUUGCGACAGUGAAAUACGAUAAGAGUAAUCGUAACAUCAAAAAUUCAUGCAUGCAUUUGACAAACUACAGUGUGAACAAAAAGAAUGAUGAUUAUGUUAGUUGCAGCGAUCCUGAAGUGGAAGAUUACGGUAACAAAUGGAGUUUUGGAGCUUUAUUGAGAUUUCUGAAAGCUAAAGGCAUUGAUACAUCAAAUCUUGUUUCAAAGAUUGAAGAUUUGAUCAUAAAGACAAUGAUUAGUGGUGAAAUAGCCAUUGCAACAGCCUGUAAAAUGUUUGUGCCCCAUCAUGGGAAUUGCUUUGAAAUCUAUGGCUUUGAUGUCCUGAUUGAUGAUAAUUUGAAACCCUGGUUGAUGGAAGUCAAUCUGUCACCUUCAAUGGCAUGUGAUUCGCCGAUGGAUUUGAAAAUUAAAUCUAAUCUUUUGACGGAUAUGUUCAAUUUAACAGGCAUCCUUGCUCAUGACCCGUUAUUGAAGAGGGUUCCCAACAGACAGAAUGUUGGAACUCAUGGUCGAAACCAAUUCCAGAGACAGAGAUGUCAGUCAGCUGGUUUGAUAUCAACCCGUGCUCUAUCGAGCAGUUCUAGUAAUUUAUCAAACAGCAAAAACAAACAGAUUAUACAGAACAGCGAACGUGGUCUAACCACGGAGGAACUGCGUGUCAUCAGAGAGACGAAAGAAGAGUACAAGAGACGCGGCCAUUUUGUGCGGAUAUUUCCCUCACCGACAUCACGAGAGUGCUACGGCUCGUAUCUGGAGUACAGAACAACGAAUAAUAGAAUGCUGUUUGCAAGACUCUUUCUUGACAAGUCUACACCAACCAUCACGUACGAUGAGAACAAUGUCCCAAUCGUGGCAAGUCUGUAUACCCACGGUCAAACACUAAAUGAACGAAUGAUCUGUUACGAACGUCAGUUACCUUCAUUGGAGACAACUCGACAGCAACCACAGGUUUUAAAGCGAUCGGAAAGUGUCGUCAAUGCCGAUGAUAAAUUCUCCCACCAUAAAGAAUCGUUAGCCCAAGGUGAAUUAGAAGACCGUCACACGGAAGUUGUGUUUACAAAUGAAAAGGGGAGCUUUCCAAUCGCCCAGGAUGCUGAUGUCACCAAUCAUAGAAUUGUUCACAUGGAUGAAGUUAUCAACUUGGCGGGAAAUUUGAACAAACUGCAAGCUCGCAAAGCUUUCGCUAUGUAUUUACGUCGAGUCAAGGAAAGAUUGUUGGUGGAAGUGAGUUCUGCGUGUGAAGACUCUGACGAUGAUGAAGACAAGGACAAACAAGACGAUCAAAUGAAUUUGGUGAUCCGGUUCUUAAAACGAGCGGCUAAAAAUCUUCGUCAGGAGUUCAAAGUUAUUAUCCCAAGUCAUAAACUACCACAGCACGACAGGCGACGAAUGUUGGCACAGCAACUGGGAGACUUCGUUCAUAUUUAUGACAAGGAAACAGCUCAAAUGAAAAAUACUCCAGAAAUCAGCGACACUGAUACAAUUUCUGAUGAGGAUUUCAAAACAUUUUUGAACUUAGCGAGCGAGAACGACUUGGAGGAACUAUUGACUCGUUACACCAGGCUAAGUAAUAAUGCCAGCAUAUUUCUUGGAAGCUCACCAAGCCAGCCAGCUAGCAGCCAAUGGAAAGCGACUAAACCACCUUUACAACGUCAAACUGAAACGAGGAAACAUUUGAGAAGUCACAGUGCUCACGCACUCUCAACCCAGGAUGAUGGAAACAAACGCAAAGCAGAGCAGUCCAGGACACAAUCAGCGAUAUCAGAUCAGAACCGAAGACUGGCUGGUGCAAUUGCUGCUUAUGGAAAAUCGUUGGACGUAAAUAAGACACGAAAGCGUCCCGCUUCUGCCAAUGUUUCCACUGAACGAAAGCGGAUGUCCAGUGCUUCCUUCAAUCGUCCCAUAUCAGCCAAGAAUACCGGAGCUGUUGCCCAUGAGAGAAUAGCUAGAGAGAAGUCUGUUUCUGAGGCUUUGAAGCAACUGGCAAAACGACGAGCAAUUCGUCAGUACAGCGCCCGACCCCCGGUGAAAAUUGAAACCAACAAGUGGAUGCAUCCCGUCGAAAAUACGGAUAAUUCUGCUGAUAGUAGCGACAAUCUGAUGAUUAAUAGGGUACCUUCAAGUACAGAUAGGGUCCCUAUGAGGACAAGUAAGGUCGCUGCUAGACCUAUACGUACAUCAGUUGAUAACAGCGAAGAUGGAUGGAUGGUUAAUGAAGGCUAUAUAGGUAUAAAUCUUGAUGAUGAUAAAGUGACUGGUUGGACAAGUGAUGUACACAAGGGUACACAAGGUGAUAGAAGAACUGCCAAUGCCGACCGGGGGUUUUUCACUUCAGCUCACAACGAACUCCAAGUCAGUUCAAAGCCAACACAUUCCAGGGAAAUCGUAGAGACUAAACGUUCCGAGGAAAAACUCCAGGAGACCUAUUCGGAUAACAGGGGACAUCCUAUGGAUAAACAAGGUUCUUCUGUGAAGAAAAAUAUUCCCUCCAGGGUGAUAAGGAUCCCCUGUGGUGACGAGGAUACAGAUGUUGCCAAAACAGGUGACACUAUGGAUAAAUUAGGAUCGGCAAGAGAGGACUACAACAAACACAUGCAAAUGUUGAUUGAAAGACUGGCGGCUCAUAAGUUCAGCAAACCAAAUAUGGAGGCAGUCAUUCCCAAGCCUCCAGCCAGACCGCGGUCUGCAAAACGACCAGUCAGUGCUCAGCGAAUGUCAAGAAUAACAACAAGUCAUGGCAGUUUGAUCUAGUUAAGGAUAAAAAUAGAGUUGCUUCACGAAUGGUCGCUAGAGAUAAUUUGCAAGAGCCUCAUCAAAUACUUUUGUUCACGAGACGUUUUUGUAGAAUAGAUAAUAUACGCUAUAAAAGGGAGCCCACGAUAAACCGAGAAAGGGUUUUUAUAUAUUUUAUUGUAAAUUUAGCAGUAUUUAUAGAAUUAUAGAUUACAAAUACACAUUAUUAAAACGCCUGUUA